Messenger RNA from Bombus huntii, 3337 nucleotides. RefSeq names its product polypeptide N-acetylgalactosaminyltransferase 35A (gene Pgant35A). Lineage: Eukaryota; Metazoa; Arthropoda; Insecta; Hymenoptera; Apidae. Gene Ontology annotation, molecular function: Notch binding. Bases 194 to 2125 code for a protein of 643 amino acids. Gene Ontology annotation, cellular component: Golgi apparatus. The transcript is spliced from 7 exons. The record is from RefSeq and is a predicted model, not a curated record. Gene Ontology annotation, biological process: regulation of Notch signaling pathway.
ACGUUAUACUGGUAAAUUACAAAAUGGUGACACAUAGUAUCUUGUAGUAACAUCGUUGUGUGCUUUUUUUAUCUUUAGAAUGCACUUUCAUCAGAUAGUCAGAAUUUGAAUAAGGCUAGAAAAAAGUGUUCCAACGUAAGUUGGAGCAUAUGUAAUCUUUUGCUUGCCGUAAAUUGCUUUUAAUAAAAGUAAUAUGAUGUCAACAAGAUAUAUUUCUUUUAUAUCUGGAAUAAUAAUAGCUUCAUUAACAUGGGCCUCUAGUUUAUAUCUUUAUUCAAGAUUAUCUCAAAAUACUAAUACUGCAAAUCCAACAAUGUUAGUAUUAGAGAAUUCAAAGUUAGGAAAAGACUCCCAAUUUUAUCAUAAAACUUAUAGUAAUCAACAUCUUAAAUUCCACAAUAAUUUAAUUGCGCAUCAUGACAAACAAAGUAUGAUAGAUAAAGGUACUUAUAAUUUAAGGAGAAAUGCCUUUAAAAAUAGUGACAAACUAUUACAACAAUUACAACCUGUACCAGUAAAACCUGCUGUUACAUUAGGACAAGGUUUAGAUGAACUAGGAAUGGUAAAAAAUUUUGAAGAUCAACGAAAACGAGAUGAAGGAUAUAAAAAUUAUUCCUUUAAUAUAUUAGUAUCAGAUAACAUUGGGUUGCAUAGAGAAUUACCAGAUACGAGGCAUAAAUUAUGUGAAAUACAAAAGUAUUCUUCUAAGUUACCAAAUGCUAGUAUUGUUAUAUGUUUUUAUAAUGAACAUUAUAUGACACUUUUAAGAUCCUUGCAUUCCAUUAUUGAUAGAACUCCUGCAAGUCUUCUACAUGAAAUUAUCUUAGUAAAUGAUUGGAGUGAUAGCAAAGCGUUACAUGAAAAGAUUGAGACAUACAUUGCCAACAAUUUUAAUGGUAAAGUGAAAUUUUUUAAAACAGAGAAACGAGAAGGAUUGAUCAGAGCAAGAAUGUUUGGUGCAAGAAAAGCAACUGGAGAAAUUUUAAUUUUCUUAGACAGUCAUAUAGAAGUAAACAAAAGAUGGAUAGAACCCCUCCUCUCACAAAUUGCUCAUUCAAAAACUAUCAUUGCCAUGCCAGUUAUUGAUAUAAUUAAUCCAGACACAUUUCAAUAUACUGGUAGUCCUCUGGUAAGAGGAGGUUUUAAUUGGGGUUUGCAUUUUAAAUGGGAUAAUGUGCCAGUUGGUACAUUUGCUCAUGAUGAAGAUUUUAUAAAACCUAUAAAGUCUCCAACAAUGGCUGGAGGUUUAUUUGCAAUGGACAGAAAAUACUUUACAAAAUUGGGAGAAUAUGAUGCUGGUAUGGAUAUCUGGGGCGGUGAAAAUCUUGAAAUAUCAUUUAGAGUUUGGAUGUGUGGUGGAAGUAUUGAAUUAAUACCAUGCUCAAGAGUUGGACAUGUAUUUAGGAGAAGGAGACCAUAUGGUACAUUUGAUCAACAUGAUACUAUGUUGAAAAAUUCAUUACGCGUCGCACAUGUUUGGUUAGAUGAAUAUAAAGAUUACUUUUUAAAAAAUGUUCAAAAAGUCGAUUACGGUGAUAUUUCGGAAAGAUUAAAUUUAAGGAAGAGAUUAAAAUGUAAAAAUUUUGCAUGGUAUUUAAAUGUAGUAUACCCUGAACUAGCAUUACCAGAUGAUAAUAAAAAUAGAUUAAAAGAUAAAUGGGCAAAAAUCGAACAGAAACCGAUACAACCCUGGCAUUCUAGAAAAAGAAAUUACACUGAUCAAUAUCAAAUUAGACUUUCUAAUUCAGCAUUAUGCAUUCAAAGUGAGAAAGAUAUUAAAACAAAAGGUUCUAAGCUUAUAUUAGCACCAUGUUUAAGAAUUAAAUCACAGAUGUGGUAUGAGACUAGUAAAAACGAAUUAGUACUUGGCCAGAUGCUUUGCAUGGAAGGAGCUGAGAAAGUUCCAAAGCUUGGAAAAUGUCAUGAGAUGGGUGGUAAUCAAGAAUGGCAUCAUAAAAAUACUAAUAAUACACCUAUAUAUAACAUGGCAGCUGGCACGUGCUUGGGAAUAAUGCGUGGAGUAAAAAGUACACAAAUAGUAAUGGAUUUGUGCACUAAAAAAGAUACAAGCUCUAUAUCAUGGGAUUUGGUACACUCUAAAAUUCUUUUAAAAGAAGUUAGGUGACAUCAAAUGGAGUAAUGGUAGUUACAGAAAUAAAAGAUAAAAAAUAGAUUUUUAGAGAAAAAAGGUAAUAAGAGGAAAAUUAUCAUAAUUAUCAUAAAUUUUAACAAGCGUUUGUGAUAUGGAAUAGAUUAUUAUGAAAGUUUUAGGAUUUUUAUAUUGUUUUAUACGUUGCAUUCUAUAAUGUUAUUUUACAUUAUGAAGAUGAAAUAAUUAUUAUUAUUAUUAAAAAUGUAUAAAAGUAAAAAUUGAAUUUUUUAAAGAAUUUUAAAUACAAUUUUAACCAAUUUUUAAUAUUAUGGAACGGUUACAAUAGCUGAUAUUUUAUUAAUAGAAAUGAAUUUCUCUGAAAGUAGAAACAUAUAAAACAUAUACAUAUUUAAUCAUAUGUGUAGAUAUGUACAUAUAUAUAUAGGGUGGUUGGUAACUGGUGGUACAAGCGGAAAGGGGGUGAUUCUACGCGAAAAAAGAAGUCGAAAAUAUAGAAUAAAAAUUUUUUUUUUAAUUUUUCCAUCGAGACAACGAUCUACAGUGAGAUCCGUUUUAACGAGACGUGAUAAAGUGCACGCGUACCGAGCGAAAAUUCAAAGUCGAUUUUCUCGAAAACAAAACCUCAAACGAAAAAUUUUUAUUCUAUAUUUUCGACUUCUUUUUUCGCGUAGAAUCACCCUCUUUCCGCUUGUACCACCAGUUACCAACUACCCUGUAUAUUUGUACAUACAUUGUAACAUUCAAGUCAAUGUAAGUCAAUGCAGUUAAAUGCAGAUGUCAAGCUCAACGCGUCGUGUGUUAUGCGGUAUCGGAACCAUAAAUAAUGUUUCAUCAAGGUUUAAGCUGGAGAUCUACUGGCAAGUACGCUAAUCAAAGAACAUUUGCUUCAGUCUAUUUAUAUGAAGCCGUUUCCAUUAGUAAACUAAACUGGCCCAGCCACUUGAAAAAUCGAUUCUGUACACGUAUAUGGAACCAUUUCUACUUAAGCUAAGUUCAAGUGCCUUGAAGGCCCAUUUAACUUGGGCUAGCAUGAGAUUGCCUCGUGACCUUACAAAAGCUUAUCAAGGGGCCUUCUCCUCAAUCAUUUUAUAUGAUGAUUUUAAAGAGUUUAAUCUAUUGUUCCGAUGAAAUUUCGGAAAAGUCACGUACCGAAAUCCGUUAUCUUCAGGACAAAAUGUAUGUGGUGCAUAACAAAACAAUAUACAAAUUUUCUGAUGACCCACA